ACUUUCAACCUCAGUCACAUUCAGACCCGAGCCGCCUCGAGUCACUCCGCAUUUACGCAACCGAACCUGAGCCUCAUACUCCGGAACAUUCUCACGGACAGCACCAUGGACUCUCGACUGUUUUUGUCUGUUUUGGUGUUGGUGCUUUACGUCGAUCUGAGCUUCUGCAAAAACUCGGCUCCCAAAGUGCAGAUCUACACUCGAGAUCCUGGACACUACGACAAACCCAACAUCCUGAUCUGCCACGUGAGCGGGUUUUACCCCCCGGAACUCGACCUGAAGCUCCUGAGGAACAACGAGGAAAUCAAAGGCGCCAACCAGACCGACCUGGCCUUCGAGGAGGACUGGUACUACCACCUGACCAAGCACGCCCACUUCCACCCCAAGAAGGGAGACAAGUUCACCUGCGCCGUCACACACCUGGGCAAGACCACCAGACACCACUGGGAACCGGACAUGUAACUCCAGCCGGAGCUCAGACCUGCCUUCAAUGUGAUCGCUGCACUUUGCCUUUGGGGUUUUCUCAAUCAGGAUGAAAUGGAUUUGUAAAUAUGUUGGUGCCUUUUUGGGUUUAAAGUUUGGAUGAUUUUAUUUUUAAUUUUAGACUCAGAAAGCUUUUGCUAUUACUAUGUACUAGAAGAAAUGUGGUGUUUUUGCCUAAAUCUGCUGUUGGAGAAACGAGGGGAGCGAGUGUGUGACCGUGUGCGUCCGAGUUUGCUGAAUUCAGGAAGAAGAAAUUGGAAUUGAGCAAAGUCUUCCUUUUUCUAACUCUGUUUCUCAUCGAAAAAAAAAACACGUCUGAAGAGUUUUUUUUUUUUUUACAAAACAAAAAUGCCGGUAAUGAGAAUCUGGAAGAUCAUUUAAUCCGUGUGUCGUUCGUUCGUUUGUUUUUCAAAAUAAAACCAAAAAUAAGAAAACGACAAAACAACUAUUUUGUCAAAACCAAAAUGAAAAAAAAACAGAUAAUGAUUCAUUUUAUUCAGUUUUCGAUUUUGUGUUUAAAUGAAAAAUGGAAAAAAAACCCAGAUAAAGACGUUUUCUGUUUACGUGACUUAAACUGCGAUGCCGGACUGAACCAGGACUAAACCGUUUUCAGUCCUGAGUCUGGUCCCAGUCUCAGUCCUGGUCCCAGUCUCAGUCCUGGUCCCAGUCUUGGUCUGGUCCCAGUCCUGGUUCAGUCCGGCAUUGCAGUCACGGAAGUCACGUUGUUAUCCUUUUUUUUUUUCCAUUUUUCAUUUAAACACAAAAUCGAAAAAUGAAAAAACGAAUCAUUAUCUGUUUUUUUCAUUUUGAUUUUGGAGACAAAUAAUGACGAAAAUGGCUGUUUUUUUGUUUUCUUAUUUUUGGUUUUAUAAUGAAAAACAAAUGAACGAACGACACGCGGAUUUAAUUUGUUUCAUCAGAUUUUGAAUUUGAAACGCCACAUUUCUCACUUUGAAAUGUUUUAACUGUGUGAAUUUUUUUUUUUUUUUCCGAAUUUCAGCUGAUGAAAUUUUACGUGUACAUUUUCAGUGUUUAAUGUUCAAUAAACAUUCAGCACAAAUAUUUUUCAAGGCCUCAAAUUCAACGGUCGGAAUUCAGCGAGUGAAAAAUGAUCGUUUGCUUCUGCCUCGACGUCUUGGAUUUUUGCCACGAAAUUUUACGCUCUGAAUUUUGAGACUUGAAAGUGUCUGAACUGAAUAUUUAUACUAUAUAUUAAUGUGAAAUUUUUAUUCUCAAUUCAAAACAGAUUGAAAAUGUACAAUGACUCAACUUCAGAAUAGAAAUUCAAACGUGUUUUUUCAGAGUAAAAAAAAAAAAAACGCAAUCUGAGAAAUUCAGCGCGAUUUAAAAUUCAAAAUCUGAUGGGACAAACGAUGUUCCGUAACAGAGCUGCUCAUUUUAGGGGCCGCAAGAAAUUGAGAUGAUUAUAAGUUUGAUGAAGUUGGGCUUCAGAAUUAUACAUUUGCAAAAAUCAUAAACAAAUAGUUCUGAAAUGUGAUUAUUUUAUUACUUUGUUCAGUUCAGAUUUCAAUAUUUUUGUCAUAUUUAAUUUUUUUUAAUUUAUUUUUUUGUUUAAAACGUGAAACUUUGAACAGAAUCCUUUUAUUAAAACGUAAAUACCACUGCGUUAUCCAAACCGACGGAUGCGCUGUUAAAGAAGAAGAAAAAAAAAAAAAAGAGAGAGAGAGACGAUUCAGAUCAGUCAUUUUAAAAACACUGGCACAUAUUAAAGACUGACCCAGAAUUGUCCCUGAUACUUAAAGCUCCACGUCUGUUUACGUAGCGAAGAGGCGGAAAUCUGUGAGACGCUUUUGUACAUUCAGACUUACAUAUAUCCCACGAGGGGACUGAACACUGGACGCACAAACUCUCCGUGCCCCUGUUCUUUAAGGCAGUUCUAGAUGUGGUAGCUGGGUUACACCCUUAUCACCAGAAGGCCCCCUAGUCAGAAAGCCCACUAGUCAGAAAGCCCACUAGUCAGAAAGCCCACUAGUCAGAAAGCCCACUAGUCAGAAAGCUCUCUAGUCAGAAAGCCCACUAGUCAGAAAGCCCACUAGUCAGAAAGCUCUCUAGUCAGAAAGCCCACUAGUCAGAAAGCCCACUAGUCAGAAAGCCCCCUAGUCAGAAAGCCCCCUAGUCAGAAAGCCCACUAGUCAGAAAGCCCCCUAGUCAGAAAGCCCCCUAGUCAGAAAGCCCCCUAGUCAGAAAGCCCACUAGUCAGAAAGCCCACUAGUCAGAAAGCCCCCUAGUCAGAAAGCCCCCUAGUCAGAAAUCCCCCUAGUCAGAAAUCCCCCUAGUCAGAAAGUCCACUAGUCAGAAAGCCCACUAGUCAGAAGGCCCUGUAGUCAGAAAAUCAUUACCUAACCCUCUAACCCUAAUCCUCUAACCCAUGGGUGUCAAACAUAUGGCCCACGGGCCAGAUCCGGCCCUCCAAGACCUUUAAUGUGGCCCUCGGCUGAUUUUCUACUAAAAUAUUUUAAUUAUAUUUUCUAUUAAAAUCUUGUUAAUUUUCUGCAGUGUUUAUCACAGCAGCGUCUCCAGCGUCUCUGUACGUGGCCCCUCCCACCAGAGCAGCACAAAUGAAGACUUGUCUCUUUCCAAACGCUCUUAAAGGACGAUCGUUUUGACUGUUGACCGUGACCCUCAUCAGAAAAAUGUCCAACAUGAGAAAAGUGGAGCCGAGUGCAGGAUUUUACAACAAAAAUGGACUUAUUCCUGUUUACAGACAAGUUCAUGUUCAAACUUUGUGUUGAAAUUGUAUUUUUCUUAAAGUUUCAGGUUGUUCAUAAUAUUAUAAUAUUUUGUAAAAGAAAGAGUUCAUCAAUUAAAAAUGAUUUAUGUAAUAGAUUUGAACGUAUUGCUAUUUUUGGGGUUUAUAUGACAUGAGUUUUCUGAUCCGGCCCCUUUGGGAUCAAAGUAAGUUGGACACGGCCCCCGGACCAAAAUGAGUUUGACACCCCUGAUCUAACCCUAACCUUUACCCUCUAAUCCUCUUCUGAUGAUAAAGGCUGAACAUGGAUUUUUUUCUGACUAGAGGGUCUUCUGAUGAUAAGGCUGACCCCGGUAGCUGCGCUCAGUGCCACAACGCCGCAAAGACGUUAACAAAUAAAAUCACAGGAAAAGCAAACACUUAAACCGGCCUUUUCAAUUGAAGUUUUCUAUUCAUAGUUUUUGUGUCAGAUCAGAAUUAUUUUUUCAGCAUCAGCUUUUUCCAGCAGCACUUGUAUCACCGUCUUUAUAACUUGUGAUUUUUUACUGUUUUAUUUGAAAAUAAAUAUAAACUUCUUGAGCUCUGUAACUAAAUACAAAAAUAUGUCAUGUAUUUCUCUGCAGUAAUGUAAGAAGAAAAAUAAAUCAACAUCACCAUUUA
This is a messenger RNA of Boleophthalmus pectinirostris (great blue-spotted mudskipper), 3853 nucleotides long. RefSeq names its product beta-2-microglobulin, like (gene b2ml). Gene Ontology annotation, biological process: antigen processing and presentation of exogenous peptide antigen via MHC class II; immunoglobulin production involved in immunoglobulin-mediated immune response; positive regulation of T cell activation. Bases 106 to 462 code for a protein of 118 amino acids. The transcript has 4 exons. Lineage: Eukaryota; Metazoa; Chordata; Actinopteri; Gobiiformes; Gobiidae. Gene Ontology annotation, cellular component: MHC class II protein complex. Gene Ontology annotation, molecular function: MHC class II protein complex binding. The record is from RefSeq and is a predicted model, not a curated record.